This is a messenger RNA of Chlorocebus sabaeus (green monkey), 1382 nucleotides long. RefSeq lists its product as uncharacterized. The record is from RefSeq and is a predicted model, not a curated record. Lineage: Eukaryota; Metazoa; Chordata; Mammalia; Primates; Cercopithecidae. Gene Ontology annotation, cellular component: keratin filament.
UCCACCACAAGAACACUUCCUAAGGCCGGCUGCCCGCGGAGGGACUCUGUGUCCUGGGGCUGCUGGGGCCAGGACUGGACAAUGCCCCUGCCUGCGGCUUUCCCAGCUGCCAGAACCCAGCUGGGACCAGGCCCACCCCAGCUCCUGCCCCCAGGGAUCCACGUGGGAUGGGACACAUCCCAGAUGUGACGGGAGAUUUAUGAGCUGGGCCACAUCAUAGGCAAACAAACACCCCUAAUCCUGGCAGACUCCAGCUCUCAGCAACACGGAAGGGGAAGCUGUGGGCCCGGCGACAACAAGGCGGGGGGGAAUAAAAGCCCGAGAACCCCAGCACCUCACAGGCUCACUCCCUCAUCCACUCCCUCCCUCACCCUCCGCCAAUUCAACCCCAGCAUGGCCGCGUCCACCGUGUCCCUCUGCUCCAGCAACAUGAGCUACGGCAGCCGCGUCUGCCUUCCUGGUCCCUGUGACUCUUGCUCCGACUCCUGGCAGGUGGACGACUGCCCAGAGAGCUGCUGUGAGCCCCCCUGCUGCACCCCGAGCUGCUGCACCCUCGCCCCCUGCCUGACCCUGGUCUGUACCCCAGUGAGCUGUGUGUCCAGCCCCUGCUGCCAGGCAGCCUGUGAGCCCAGCCCCUGCCAAUCAGGCUGCACCAGCUCCUGCACACCCUCGUGCUGCCAGCAGUCUAGCUGCCAGCCGGCUUGCUGCACCUCCUCCCCCUGCCAGCAGUCCUGCUGCGUGCCCGUCUGCUGCAAGCCCGUCUGCUGCAAGCCUGUGUGCUGUGUGCCUACCUGUUCUGGGGAUUCCUCUUCAUGCUGCCAGCAGUCUAGCUGCCAGCCAGCCUGCUGCACCUCCUCCCCGUGCCAGCAGUCCUGCUGUGUGCCUGUCUGCUCCAAGCCUGUCUGCUGCAAGUCCCUCUGCUGUGUGCCUGUGUGCUCUGGGGCUUCCACUUCAUGCUGCCAGCAGUCUAGCUGCCAGCCAGCUUGCUGCACCACCUCCUGCUGCAGACCCUCCUCCUCUGUGUCCCUCUUCUGCCGCCCCGUGUGCAGGUCCACCUGCUGCGUGCCCGUCUCCUCCUGCCAGGCCAGUUGCUGCCGCCCGGCCUCCUGCGUGUCCCUCCUCUGCCGCCCCGUGUGCUCCCGCCCGGCCUGCUACAGCCUCUGCUCUGGCCAGAAGUCCAGCUGCUGAUGGCGCUGAAUGUCAUCCAGAGUCCCUUCCCACCUGGGGCUGACCUCCCAGCGGGCCCAGCUAGCUCCUCCCUCUCUGGCAUUGACACCCUGAGAAGAUGGGGCAGGCUCUUUGUCUCAGGGACCAGGAUGCUCCCCCAGUCCUUCCCAGAUGCUGGCUGCACAAGGGACCCCAGCUACUCCCCCAGACCCAAG